AAUUUAACUGUUGAAAUCCGUUCACAGACAACAUUACGUAUACGUUUUUUUUAUUGAUGCUGUAAAUAAACAUACUCCCGCCAAAACGCAUUGAUCUUUUUUCACAAUUAGAUUAUAUUCGAAAAAUAUCUUCAAAUAAAUGGCUUCUACAUCAUUAUCCUCGCAACGAAUUAACGAUUUACAAGCCGAUCAAGAUGAUCAGGUUCUAUUUAAUGAAGUUGUGGCCACUUUAAACGAUCUCGGUCAUUAUAAUCGUUUGACCAACAAAUAUCAAUUGAAUCUUAGUGAUCAUGGCGUUUGUCUUCGAGAUCUUAUCCGUUUUCUACGAAACGAUGGACAAAAUUUUCUUGUACGACGUCAGAUGGGCAUCUCAAAUAUCGUCGACAAUGAUCUUUUACCGAUUAUUGAGCAACAUGCUCUCACCGAUGAUCGUCGGAUCGAUGAAUCGGGAAAAUCAUUAAUGGACAAAAUAAUUCGUUUGUUGGUCGAUUUAACAAAUCCCACUGUUUUGCAUUAUCCAGAUCAAAAAAUUCCUAAAGAUGAUAAAUAUGAAAUUAAUAUCUAUAUGGAAUUGCAAGCUUUUUUAUUUCAAUAUAAACUUGCAUUCUCUUCCCGAAAACGUUUUUGGAUUGUAAUAUCGAAAUUUUUGACCAGAAUUUUAGAAUUAGAUUCUGAUAAUCGUCAAGUAGAAGAUGAAAUGAUGAUGGAACGUAUUAUAAUAUUGGUUCGUAAUGUUCUACAUAUACCGAUUAUAUCUCGCAACAGCCAAGUCGAUGAUUUGAAUGUCCAUGAUCAUAUUGUCGAACAUAUAAGUAAUUGUGGCAUGUUAGACAUAUUGCAGUACAUGAUUAAUAGCGGAGAAUAUGGACAAUAUUGUUUUCAUUUAUUGGAAAUAAUUUUUUUAAUUUUUCGCGAGCAAAACGCUGAAUUUUUGACCAAAAGUGUUGGAAGUGAUCGACAAAAUGAACAUCAACAAAAUUCAAACUCAUUUUCCAAUGCUUCCCGUAGUCAAUACGAACGUGAGAUCGAUAAUCGUGAAUUUGAGGACGCACGUAUUAGAGAUCGAAAAGAACAUGAACAAAUGAUGGCCAAAUUUAAAAGUGAUGAUUUUACACGCUUUAAAGAAGCUGCUUUCGUUGUGAAAAACAUGAAAGCCAUAUCCGACCGUGACAUGAUAUGCUAUCGUGCCUAUUCGAAUCCAGAAAAAGCUAUGGAUUUCAACAAGAAUAAAAUUGCUCAACGUCGUCCCCGUAAUCGUAGACCAAUGAAUGAAUCGGUGGGAAAUAGUGAUUCAUUUGGGGCGCAACGUAUUCACCGUUCUAGUAAACAACUUCGAUCCAUAUUAUAUGAUUUUUGCUCGAAAUUUUUGGCUGAAUCUUAUAAUAAAUUUAUGUCAGAAAUUCGUUCAAAUCUAAGUCGCGGUGCCUCACAGGAACAUGAUGAAACUUAUUUCUUUUGGGCCUGUCAAUUUUUUAUGGAAUUUAAUCGAUAUCGGACGGACAUUGAUCGUGAACAAAGAUAUCAACAGGUGUAUGACACAUUAUCAACUAGUAUGUUUCAUUAUAUUCAAACCGUUGUUGAUGAUUAUAUGGAUCACUUGCUUCAAAAGAAAGAAUUCAAAAAUGAACUCAGUGAUUGGUCUAAACGUUUACAUCAAGCAUUACGAUCGUAUAGAGAAUUGCUUUUUUCGUUAUCUUGUAUCGAAUCAUUGAACCUUCCUGCAGCAAGCAAAAUGUGUUACAGAAUCAAGACAGAUAUUUUCACUGAGCCUGAAUAUCGAGAAAUGUUACUACGAUUAAUGCAAGCUUAUAAUGAGGAGAAAAUGUCCAAAGCAUACCUGCGUGAUCUAAUCGAAACAAAUCAUUUGUUUUUAAAAAUGUUGGAAUAUCAUGCUAAAAUAAGUCUGGAUUUUAAAGUUAAGGUUAAAAAACGCAAAUCAUCAAAACGCAAGAAAAAGUCUGCGAUUAAUGAAAAUCCCGUUGAAAAUGAUAAUAAAAAGGAAGAAAAUGACUAUUCGUCACCCGAUAUAAUCUGGAUUGAAAUCAUAGAUGAUGUGAGCGAAACAUUAAAUUCUGAACUUAAUGCCGAGACUAUAUUGGAUGAAGAAUUAUUAAAAAAACUAUUUGAUCCACUUUCCGAUCAAUCACUGGAUGAACAAAAAUUAUCGAUCCUUAGAAUGAUUCAAAAAUUUUUACGUGAGAAAGAGGUAAAAAAAGCUGUCAGUCUAUAUCGCGAAGCUCGUAAUGCUUUGUCCGGUGUGGAUGAAGAGAAUGUUUUCGGUGAAAUCGGUAUUCAAAUAGAUGAUGAAAUGCUGGCUUUAAAUGGAAUUUUGAUGGCCGAACUUCCCAUGGAAAAGCGAAAAGAAAAAUCCAAACCAGAAAAUGAUGAUGAUGAACCACUGAGUGAUGAAGCUGAGGAUUCUGUUGUAUUACAGGAAAAAAAAUUUUCUAUUGAUGAAACAUUGAUGCGAUAUGCUCAUCCAAAUGUUGUUCGAGCUUGUCGAAUAUUAUUGAAAAAUUAUCGCACAAACUCUCCUAAUACCAAUCACGCAAUCGUCCGAAUGUUGUACCGUUUGUCGGUUAAUCUCAAAAUGAAGCCAAUGUUUUAUAAUCUAAGUUUUUUUCUAAUAUUCGAACAAAUCAUGGAUGAUCCAUCGUUGAAAAAUGUUACCGAUAAAAAUUGUCCCCAUUACAAAUCUAUCUGUGAAUUGGUUUCAUUUUCUUAUUAUGUAAUCCGAAGUUUUUUUAAACUUUUAUCCAAACAUCCGAAAAUUGCCAGUGAGAUUUGUUUUCCAGUUAAUAGUCGUGAAGCUUACCGAAUGGAAUAUGGUUUCGAUGAAGAAAUUGUCGGUCAAACGAUUAGCAAAAAGAAAGGUAAAAGCCGAAGCGAUGAUGACUCUAACAUAAUUCUUAAUGAUAAAUCAUCGGAUGAGUUGGACGGAAAUGACAGAUCAUCCGUUGAGUUGGACAGAAAUGAUAAAUCAUUGUUUGAGUUGGACGGAAAUAAUGGAUCACCGAUUGAGUUGGACGGAAAUGAUGGAUCACCGAUUGAGCUGAACGGAAAUGAUGGUUUAUCGGUUGAGUUGGAAGGAAAUGAUAGAUCAUCUGUUGAGUUGGACGAAAAUGAUCAAUCAGCACUGGCUACAAAUAGUUUAUUCAAACGGAAAUUUAUUGAAUCCGAUGAUGAAAGUGGAAACGAAUUUGCCGAUUCUGAAUCGGUUAAAGUUACGAAAAAGAAUCGUAGAAUGAUCAUCCUAGAUGAUGAUGAUGAUGAUGAUGAAUGAAUAAAACGUUUUGCUAACUAUUUUUUAUGAUAAAUUCAUUUUAAUAAAUAAACUAAAACUGC
Messenger RNA from Dermatophagoides farinae (American house dust mite), 3345 nucleotides. Its product is annotated as protein timeless homolog. Gene Ontology annotation, biological process: replication fork arrest; DNA repair; DNA replication checkpoint signaling. Gene Ontology annotation, cellular component: replication fork protection complex. Gene Ontology annotation, molecular function: DNA binding. The record is from RefSeq and is a predicted model, not a curated record. NCBI's taxonomy places the organism in Eukaryota, Metazoa, Arthropoda, Arachnida, Sarcoptiformes, Pyroglyphidae.